AACAAAGACAAAACUAACUAUGAAUUCAGCCAUAUCUUAUACUCUGGCUGCGCCGAAUACCGGGGAAAACAAGAGAAGAAGGCGUAUUCCGCAUUUACGUGUUCGCCGGAACGGCUCUUCUUUAUCCUCUCGCCGGGCAACCGACGCCGUCCACUCCGGCUUCGCCAGCUCGCCUCCACUCCACCGCCGUCGCCAUGGCCGACGCUAAAUCCAAAGGCCGAGCACCGACCACCGUUUCCAGCCCCACUCCCACCCCCACAUGGGCGCAACGAACCGAGGCCCUGACACACAUCCUGACCCACCCCUCCCACUCGCCGUCGCUCCACUCGCAGCUCUUCCUGGCGUCCCGCGUCCCGUGCCCUCCUCGGGGCUCCUCCUACCCGCCCUUCCUCUGCCCCGGAGCGUCGCUUCUCGGGUGGGCCCUCACCUCCGUCUUCCUCCCCCGCGCCGCGCGCCUUGGCCUGCCGCCUUCGUCCUGGCGCUCCCGGUGCCCCUUCCAGCUCCCGCCGCCGCUCGUGCCCUCCGCCGGCAUCGAGCCGGCACCGGAGCGGUGGAGCGAGGCCGAGCUCCAGGGGUACGCGCAGCGGCGGCGGGCUCGGAGGGGGCCCAUGAGGACGCGGCCGCCGGUGUCCAUGGCGGGGGUGGUGCUGACGACCGUGCCCAACAUCGUGAUCAUCGUGGUCAUCAUGCGGGAGCUCUUCUGGGUCCGGCCUGGCCGCUUCUGAGCCAUUUAGGAUCAGGAGGCACAUGGAUCUCAUCUGCUCCAUCAAGCAUAUGGGUCAUCUUAUGCAUUUUAGGGCGCGUCGCGUCGCUGGCUCCUACUAUCCUGUUAUCACAGUAGUUGGCGUUCCGGAGUUUGAUCGCUUGCCAUAGUCAAUGCGCUUACAGGUUGAGACACAAACACUGGACCCUAUUCAUGUCAAGAGAAGCUGCCUUGUAUUCCACCACCGGAAGAUUGGUACAUCCAGCCCAGUAGCGGUCAUUGGCCCAGUCAGUUAGUAUUGUUCUAUCCUCAAUCCGUCAUCAGGUACUUCUUGUUCAACAUUUUACCCGCAAGAUACGAGCUCCAAAAAGGAUAAAUGAAGUGAGGGGAAGGUUUACAAGGAUAGAGUGUCCAAGGAGCAAAGAGGUCCCAUAGACCCAAUAUGUCCUAUUCUUUCUUGCACUUGGUGUGUCAUUGUUAAGCUCAGAUCGGGAGCUGUUGUUCUUUGGCACGUUUAGACACAGUGUUCUGCGCAUGGUGCUUUUCGCCUUCCCGUUAGACAGCAGCAGAUUCUUCCAGCAACGAACUUGGUGAAACACCAUCACAGUGCAGAAACAAUUCAUCAUGCACAUUUCAUGCAAUUAUCCUCAUUGAUAGAGUAGUUGUGCUCAUAGGCAGCACGAGUCCAGUCCACAGCUAUCACUGAAAGUAGAUCAAACUGGUUGGAUGUUGAAUGCUGUUCAUCAAAGUUACGACUCUGUGCUUGGACGUCUGCUUGGCACCCUCAGCACUUCUGCUGAUCAGUGAAUGCAUAACAUGUUGGGAACUGGCAAAUGGCAACCCGCCUCUGGUUCCCUGCCCAGUCAAAUUUGCAGUACUUGUGCUUUAAUUUUGUGUUGAACUGCUGUGGUACGUGUCAGCAUGCAUACUCUGCUUGCAUCUCCUGUUACAAGGAUGUUGCAGAUGUUCCUUGGGAUGAGGUUGCAGGAACGUUCCACUGGAUACUCGCUGCUGCCAUCUUUGGCAGAUGCAUUGCCGGAGUAUCCCAUUCCCAUCCGCGUCAAGUGUGGCACGGUGGUGGUGGUCCACCAUGCAGAUCAUCUCCAAAGAUGGGAUAUUGAUUGUUGAUCUGUCAAGGUGGAGUGCUGCCAACUGUGAGCCGUUCCUGACAGUGUCACUAGACCAAGACGAGCUGUACUGGUUUCUAGAGUGCAGCCACAGCGUAAACACAGGGUUUCUGUCAUAAUCUUGCACAUUGAGGAGAAACCUGCCACUGGUGUUGUCCGUCGCCAUGAGCCUGCUGCAGAGUUUUAUCCCAUGAGCAUUGUUAAGCACUAGAUUGGUAUUGGCUGGGUUGGUGAAGGUGUCGAACCAACUGCCCUGGUAAGCACAGUCUCUGGUGUCUAUCGUAGGAUUCACAGAUAAAUUUUGGAUUCCAAAGCUCGGAGUGUGCUGAAGGAGCCACCCAGUCUGGGCUUCAACUGGCAUUCACAUGCUGUAGGUGGUGUAUCAAACGAUGGCCUUGUCGAACCAGAGGGUGACAAGCGAGCCAAAGGUUGUGUUGCGCUGAUGGAGCACUUGAGGAUGAGCAUCUUACGAGCAGGAUUGAGAAUUCGAGAGCCGCUAUUGCUCUUUGCUAGUUGCAGCAGCUCUUGCUUGAGGCAGUAAACCUUCCACAUUAUUGGGAGCAUGGUUGAUUUAGACCAUCAAGUUAAUCUCUUGCCUAAUAGUACUAUCCAGAAGACUUUGCCGACUUUCUGCAAACACGGCAAGAACAAAUCCUUCACUGCCUUAAUCGUUUGGAGCUUUUUCCUCUCCAAACAAUGGUUGAUUGCCCGAAGGCUGAGCUACCAUAAACUAUGGAUUUUUCUUGGUUAGAAGGAUAGGGGUGUCCCCGGGCCCAUUUUAUUGAAACGAAGCCAGCUGAAAACAGAAAUCAUGUUCAGUGUGCUGUCACACACAGCCACAAGUACAGGUAAAAUCCCAGGUAACAAAGACCUAUCCUAUUACUCCCUCCGUAAACUAAUAUAAGGUGUUUAGAUAGUGACCUAAACGCUCUUAUAUUAGUUUACGGAGGGAGUACAAGCCGAGGAGCCGCCAGCAUUUUUGCAAAGCUGGCCCACACACAGGAUAGUAAUCACGAAUCUGGAGUCUUGCCUUCCAUCCAGUGCAGUGCAGGGCAAUCGCUUGACGAGGGCUUCGUCCUGCCUGAACCAAUUGGUAAGCGUCAGACUUUGGUGCAGCUCAAGACCUCCAGUACAAUCAAAGGCUCCCGCCAAGGGUUUCAGCUGCAGGCAAGACGCAACAGUUGUUCGCGUCUGUGUUCCAUACGCCUGGUGUGUGUGAUCCUCCAAUUUCUCCAGCUGAGUAGGUUUGCACAAUCUUUUCCAGCCAUGGUUGAGAGUAAUCUGUCCCAUACAUCCAGCAAGCCUUUUCAUC
This is a messenger RNA of Triticum aestivum (bread wheat), 3142 nucleotides long. RefSeq lists its product as uncharacterized. Bases 195 to 725 code for a protein of 176 amino acids. NCBI's taxonomy places the organism in Eukaryota, Viridiplantae, Streptophyta, Magnoliopsida, Poales, Poaceae. The record is from RefSeq and is a predicted model, not a curated record. The transcript is spliced from 2 exons.